Messenger RNA from Maudiozyma saulgeensis, 3900 nucleotides. The record is from the annotation of a GenBank genome assembly. Lineage: Eukaryota; Fungi; Ascomycota; Saccharomycetes; Saccharomycetales; Saccharomycetaceae.
AUGGUUAAAUUAGCUGAAUAUAAUCGUACAGCAACAUUUGCUUGGUCUCAUGAUAAGAUUCCUUAUUUAGCAUCUGGUACCGCAUCUGGUACAAUGGAUGCAGAUUUUUCUAAUGAUAGUGUCCUUGAAUUAUGGUCUUUAUUAUCAACUUCAACCGAUAAGCCUGUUUGUUCAAUUAAAACAGAUGCUAAAUUUAAUGAUUUAGAUUGGUCAUUUGAUAAUAAAUUUAUUGCUGGUGCAUUAGAUAAUGGUAAUAUUGAAUUAUUUUCAAUGAAUGAUUCAAAGACAAGUGUUUCAUCAAUUACUAAACUUUUAAAACACACUUCACCAGUUAGUACUUUAAGAUUUAAUCCAAAACAAACUAAUUUAUUAUUAUCUGCAGGUGGUAAUAAUAAUGAAUUGUAUAUUUGGGAUGUUAAUCAAUGUUCAACACCUCAAACUUCUAAAUCAUAUACUCCAACUUCACCAGGUACUGCGAUGUCUUCAAUGGAUGAAAUUAAAUCUGUUGCAUGGAAUAGAAAUAAUACUAGAGUCUUUGCAACUGCAGGUGCUAAUAGUCCAUAUGCUUCAAUUUGGGAUUUAAAAGUACAAAAAGAAGUUUUACAUUUAAAUUAUACUUCUGAAACAACAGGGUUAAAACCUUUAUUAUCAGUUGUUGAAUGGCACCCAAUAAGUUCAACAACUAUUGCGACUGCAUCAGGUAGUGAUACAGAUCCUGUUAUUGUUACUUGGGAUUUAAGAAAUGCUAAUCAACCGUUAAAAGUAAUGAAUAAUGGUUUUGCUAAAGGAAUUUUAUCCUUAGAUUGGUGUUCUCAAGAUUCAAGUUUAUUAUUAUCAAGUGGUCGUGAUAAUACUGUACAAUUAUGGAAUCCUGAAGAAGGUAAAUUAUUGUCACAAUUUCCAACAAGAACUAAUUGGUGUUUUAAGACAAAAUUUUCACCUGCUGUACCUGAUAUUUUUGCAUCCGCUUCAUUUGAUUCAAAGAUUCAAGUUCAAACUUUACAAAAUUUAGAAAAUACUUUUGAUAAAGAAGAAACUCAACAAAAGAUUAAAGAAUCUGAAUCUGAAUUUUGGAAUAAUGUAUCUAAUGAAGAGCCUAGUCAAAAUCAAAAACCUACCAUUUUUGAAUUACAAACUCCAAAAUGGUGUGAACAUCAAUCCCCAGCGGCUAAUUGGGCCUUUGGUGGGAAACUUGUUCAAAUUCUACCAGAUGGGAAAGGUGUCUCCAUUACAAAACCAACUAUUCAAGGUUUAGAACCUAAUGAAGCCCUAAAUGAUGCAUUGAAGACUAAAGACUUUGUUCCAUUAAUUAAUAUUAGAUUAGUUAAGACUGUUAAUAAGACAAAUGAAGAAGAUUGGAAUCUAUUGGAAAAAUUAUCAAUGGAUGGUAAAGAAGAAUUCUUAAAGGAUGCCUUUUCAUUCGAUGAUGAAGAUGAAAAUAUUAAUAAUGAUGGUGAAGUUUCUGAUGAAAAAGCAAGAGAUGAAGACGAGAAAUUUUUCAAUAAAUUAGAGACUGAUUUCACUCCAACUGGCGAAUUCAAAUUGAAUAAAGGUAAAGAAGCUACCAUCUCGAAGGAUUUGAUUAAAGGUAAUUUGGAUCGUGCCAUUACUAAAUGUUUGGAUGAUGAUAUGUUACUUGAGGCUCUAGUUAUUGCUUUGGACUCAACAGAUGCUACAAUGAGAGAAAUUGUGAAAAAUAAAUAUUUCACCAAGUAUGCAAACAAAUCAUCUUUAUCAAGAGUCAUGUAUUCUACUCAAAAGAAAGAUAUCGAAGAUAUGAUUAACAAUUUGGAUAUUCAACAAUGGAGAUACACCGUCAAGGCUAUAUACAAUUAUUUCAAGACUGAUGAAUCUAAGAGAAACGAACUAUUGGUUAAACUUGGUGAUAAAUUGGUUGAAAAAAAUAUGAGACAAGAUGCUUUGAUUAUUUUCUUUGCUGCAAACUCUCUGGAUAAAGUCUCUUCAAUUUGGUUGAAAGAAUUCAAAUCUGUAGAAGAUAGUUUGAAAGAACAAAAUAAGACAGUUUACGAAGCUCAUUCUGAAUGUUUAACUGAAUUUAUUGAAAAAUUCACUGUUCUAUCUAGUUUCCUAGGUGGUAAUUUGAAUAUUAACAGUGAAGAAUUAAUCUCCAAAUUCAUGGAAUUUGUCAACUUAACUUCUGCCAGUGGUAAUUUCGAUUUAGCUGCAGCUUUCUUAGAAAAUCUACCAGGUGAAAAUCCAGAAGUUACCGCUGAAAAGCAGCGUGUCCAAAUUGCCUCUGGUAAACAAGUUAGAACUGUUACUGGUAGAACGCAACAAUCCAAGGCUAGAACAACAGCUUAUGUUAACCCACAAAUGGUUAACCAAGCUCCUCAAUCAGCAGCUAGGUAUGGUGUCCAACCACCAUUACAACAGCAACAGAUGCCUCAGACUACCGCUAUUCCACAACAUUCUGGUUACGGUGUUCAACAUCAAGUACCAACAACCACUACUCCUGGUCAACCACCUGUCACACAGCACAUUCCGGCCGGUAGAUAUGCUCCAGUUACUCCAGCUACUGUUGCUGCGGGUAACAUUGCAAUGCCUCAGGCUCCAGUCCAAACUCAAGCUCCAGUGUCCUCUUUCCUUCAACCACAAAAUCCUUAUGCGCCAUCAGCAACAGCUGUUUCGAACAACAAUGCAUACACCCCUCAAGCAUCUGAACUUCCACCUCCACCACAAAAUAUGAAUGGUAUGAGAUCUGGUCAGACGCCACAUUUGAAUAGAAAGGCUAAUGAUGGUUGGAACGAUUUACCAUUGAAGGUAGAAAAAGAUAAAGGUCGUGCUAAGGCUGUCUCUGUAGCACCACCACCUAUGGGUAUGAUGCAAGGUUCCGCUAGUGGAUCACCACAUGUUGUUAGCAAUGCUAUGCCACCUCCACCACUGUCAAGGGUAACAUCUUCCGCUUCUGUCAGCGCACCACCACCAAUGGGUAGAAAUUCAAGAAAAUCUUCACAGGCUGCUUUAAGUAAUCCUGAAAGUUCUACACCUCCGCCACCUUUACCAAAGAUUCCGGCUAAUCCAUAUGCACCAAAGGUUUCUGAGAAUGUACCACCUGUGAACACAGCACCACCAAUGGUGAGCCAACCUCCACAAGGAAACUUCCAACCAAAGGUUAAUCCAUACGCUCCACCAGUAAACCCCACUGUUGGUCAGAGUAUGGGAGGUAUUGAACCACCUCAAAGCAACAUGAAUGCUACCGGCGUCCCACCACAAAAUGCAUACAAUCAACAACAAAAUCCAUAUGCACCACCACAAAAUGCUAGUCUACAACAACAACAACAAUCAUCCUUUAUCGCACCCCCACCAAUGAGCAGAGGUACUAGUUCAUCUGUUCCACAAUCUCCGUUACAACAACCUGUGGGUCCACCUCCAACAAACAUGAGAAAGAAGAAUCACGAUAUGGGUGCAGUUGCAAAUGCAAGUAAUCUCCUAGAUUCUAUGAAACGUAGUGCACCACCUGCUGCAGGUAUUCCGGUGACUAGCGCACCUGUUGCUUCAGCUCCACCUGUAUCUCAACCUAUUGCUUCAGUUGCUACAUCUGAACUAACAGUUAUGCCAGAAGAAUAUAAACCAAUUGUCGACUUUUUACAAGAUGAACUAAAACGUGUUACACCAUUGAUACCACAAAAUUAUACCAAGCAAUUGAAGGAUUGUGACAAGAGAUUAAAUAUUCUAUUUGGUCAUUUGCAAAAGGGGGAUUUGUUGACUGCGCCAACUAUUGAGAAACUAAAGGAGUUAAUCGAAUUCUUGAAGACUAAAAACUAUGAAGCAGCUAAACAGAUUCACGUUGAUAUUGCCACAAACCAUGCCCAAGAAGGUGGUAACUGGUUAACAGGUGUUAAAAGAUUAAUUGGUAUUGCUGAAGCCACCUCUACAUGA